GUCCAAGCGGGCUGUGUGGAGGCUUCAGACAUCGGCGCCAUUUAAAGCGGAGAGUUUUCCCGGGCGGACGCGCUCCUUCUGCUCGGCUAUUCCGUACUCCCUUCUUCGCUGACAGAAGGCGCCUAGUGGGGUGACUGCUCUUUUUCUCUCCCUCUCCCCCUCCUCCCAGUUCUUUCGGUCUCCUCUCCUCCUGGCCAGAGAAGUAGCGGAGCCCGGGCCCCGCUCCUCAGGCUUCGAGGCUUCGAGGCUUCGGCCCUCAGCAUCUAGUGAUGGGCGCCCUCUGAGACUGGUCCCCUCUCCGGGGCGCGUGCUGCCUGAGGCGGCGGCCGAGCGAGCGAGCGAGCGAGCGAGCGACCGGGAACCCGGGCCGCGGCCCUCCUUCCCCUGCGCGGCCCCUCCCACUCCUGUGCCCCGGGCUGCCACCGCCCGGCGUCGGGGCUCGUCCCUCGCGCGCUGUGCCUCCGCCCUCAGGGCCUAUCCCGCCGUGCUCGGCGGGCGGGCGGCGACGGCGGCAGCGGCAGCGGAGGGAGCUUAGCCGUCUUCACUUGGGUCGCAUCCUCUCGCCCAGGAGCCAAUUCCGCGCCCUGCUCCUCAUGACUGCGGCGCUUCUGCUGCCCCAGCCCUACCGGCCUCCGCUCGCUGCAGGAUGGAUGCGGACUGUGCGGCGCUAACCCCCGUGGCUCCGCUCCCUCCUAGCCCGCCGACGAGCCCGCCCCGUGAGCCGCAGCAGCUUCGGUGCCAGCAGCAGCAGCCGCCGCAGCAGCCGGACUCAGUGUCCCGCGUCGCCCUCGGGGCGCCUUGUCAGUGCUGAGUGGGAGUCGUCCGGUGGUUCGGAGCCCGCCGUAGGAGCGCUGCCCAGCACUUCUUGGUGGCUUCUCCGGGUCACCCUUUUCCCUUUUCAUUCAUAAAUCCGAGCCCGCAUUCUUCACUCCAUCGGACCGACCAUGUCUGACGGUGCCGCCGAGAAGCAAAGCGGCACUCCGGGCUUCCUUACGCCUCCGGCGCCCGUCCCCAAGAAUGGCUCAAGCUCCGAUUCUUCCGUGGGCGAGAAACUGGGGGCUACGGUCGCCGACUCGGGAGUUGGCAGGACGGAGGAAUAUCGGCGCCGCCGGCACACUAUGGACAAGGACAGUCGUGGGGCGGCCGCCACCACCACCCCCACGGAGCACCGAUUCUUCCGCCGAAGCGUCAUCUGCGACUCCAAUGCCACCGCGUUGGAGCUGCCGGGCCUCCCUCUCUCUAUCCCGCAACCUAGUGUACCUGCAGUGGUGCCCCAGAGUGCUCCACCCGAACCUCACAGAGAGGAAACUUUGACCGCCACCGUUGCUUCCCAGGUGUCUCAGCAACCCUCGGCUGCUGCCUCCCCUGGGGAACAAGCCGUUGUAGGCUCGGCCACCACGACCGUCCCCAGCAGUACCAGCAAAGACCGCCCGGUGUCCCAGCCCAGCCUCGUGGGGAGCAAAGAGGAGCCACCGCCGUCCAGAAGUGGAAGUGGCAGUGGUGGCGCCAGCGCCAAAGAGGCGCAGGAGGAUAGGAGCCAGCAACAGGAUGAUAUCGAAGAGCUGGAGACCAAGGCAGUGGGAAUGUCCAAUGACGGUCGCUUUCUCAAAUUUGACAUCGAAAUCGGCAGAGGCUCCUUUAAGACAGUCUACAAAGGUCUGGACACCGAAACCACUGUGGAAGUCGCCUGGUGUGAAUUGCAGGAUCGAAAGUUAACAAAAUCUGAAAGGCAGAGAUUCAAAGAAGAGGCUGAAAUGUUAAAGGGUCUUCAACAUCCCAACAUUGUUCGAUUCUAUGAUUCCUGGGAAUCCACAGUAAAAGGGAAAAAAUGCAUUGUUUUAGUGACUGAACUAAUGACAUCUGGAACACUUAAGACGUACUUAAAAAGGUUUAAAGUGAUGAAAAUCAAAGUUUUAAGAAGCUGGUGUCGGCAAAUCCUUAAAGGGCUUCAGUUUCUCCACACACGAACUCCACCAAUUAUUCACCGGGAUCUUAAAUGUGACAACAUCUUUAUCACUGGUCCUACUGGCUCAGUCAAGAUCGGAGACCUUGGUCUGGCAACUCUAAAGCGGGCUUCUUUUGCCAAGAGUGUGAUAGGUACCCCAGAGUUUAUGGCUCCUGAGAUGUAUGAGGAGAAAUAUGAUGAAUCCGUUGAUGUUUAUGCUUUUGGGAUGUGCAUGCUUGAGAUGGCUACAUCUGAAUAUCCAUACUCAGAAUGCCAAAAUGCUGCGCAGAUCUACCGUCGAGUGACCAGUGGAGUGAAGCCAGCCAGUUUUGACAAAGUAGCAAUUCCUGAAGUAAAAGAAAUUAUUGAAGGAUGUAUCCGACAAAACAAAGAUGAAAGAUAUUCCAUCAAAGACCUUUUGAACCAUGCCUUUUUCCAGGAGGAAACAGGGGUACGGGUAGAAUUAGCAGAAGAAGAUGAUGGAGAAAAGAUAGCUAUUAAAUUAUGGCUGCGUAUUGAAGAUAUUAAGAAAUUAAAGGGAAAAUACAAAGACAAUGAAGCUAUUGAGUUUUCCUUUGACUUGGAGAGGGAUGUACCAGAAGAUGUUGCUCAAGAAAUGGUUGAGUCUGGUUAUGUCUGUGAAGGUGAUCACAAGACCAUGGCUAAAGCUAUCAAAGAUAGGGUGUCCUUAAUUAAGAGAAAACGAGAGCAGCGGCAGUUGGUUCGAGAAGAGCAAGAAAAAAGAAAACAAGAAGAGAGCAGUUUCAAACAGCAGAAUGAACAACAAGCAAGCGUUUCCCAGGCAGGAAUCCAGCAGCUCUCUGCUGCUAGCACUGGCAUACCCACUGCUCCUGCCACCUCUGCUUCAGUUUCUACACAGGUAGAACCUGAAGAACCUGAGGCAGAUCAACAUCAACAGCUGCAAUAUCAGCAACCUAGUAUAUCUGUGUUGUCUGAUGGAACCAUUGAUAGUGGUCAAGGAUCAUCCGUAUUCACAGAAUCCAGAGUGAGCAGCCAACAGACUGUUUCCUAUGGUUCCCAACAUGAGCAGGCACAUUCUACUGGCACAGCACCAGGACAUACAGUUUCUAGUAUCCAAGCACAAUCUCAGCCCCAUGGGGUGUAUCCACCCUCAAGUAUGCCUCGUCGUGGCCGUAGCAUGUCGGUUUGUGUUCCCCAUCUUUCUGCUGUUCCCUCUCUAUCCCGCAUCUCUCCCAGUGCUCCUUCCACCCCACCACCAGUGCUGUCUGCACCUCUUUGUCCUUCCCUCCUUCGGACUGCCCCUGAGGAAACUUUUGCCGAAAAACUCUCUAAAGCAUUGGAGAGUGUCCUGCCUAUGCACUCUGCCUCCCAGCGCAAGCACCGACGCUCCAGCCUGCCUUCCCUCUUUGUCACUACUCCUCAGUCCAUGGCGCAUCCGUGUGGGGGGACCCCAACAUACCCAGAAUCACAGAUAUUUUUCCCAACUAUUCAUGAACGUCCAGUUUCUUUUUCACCACCUCCCACCUGUCCACCGAAAGUAGCCAUUUCCCAACGACGUAAGAGCACCUCCUUCCUGGAAGCCCAAACUCGCCACUUCCAACCCCUGCUGAGGACUGUUGGCCAAAAUCAUCUUCCACCUGGUAGCAGCCCAACUAACUGGACACCAGAGGCCAUAGUUAUGUUGGGUGCUACAGCCAAUAGAGUAAAUAGAGAGCUAUGUGAGAUGCAGGUCCAACCUGUGUUUGAGCCAACCCAGAUUUACAGUGACUAUAGACCUGGACUAGUACUGGCAGAAGAAGCUCACUAUUUUAUUCCUCAGGAAACAGUAUAUCUAGCUGGGGUGCAUUACCAGGCCCAGGUGGCAGGACAGUAUGAGGGCAUUUCAUACAACUCACCAGUACUGUCAAGUCCUAUGAAACAGAUAUCUGAACAGAAGCCAGUGCCGGGGGGCCCUGCCUCAAGUUCUGUCUUUGAAUUUCCUUCUGGACAGGCUUUCCUGGUAGGACACCUUCAGAAUUUAAGAUUAGAUUCUGGACCAAGUCCAGCAUCACCCCUCUCUAGUAUUUCUGCGCCUAACAGUACAGAUGCUACACAUCUGAAAUUUCACCCUGUCUUUGUACCUCAUUCUGCACCAGCUGUGUUAACUAAUAGCAAUGAGAACAGAAGCAACUGUGUAUUUGAAUUUCAUGCUCAAACACCAAGUUCUUCAGGAGAAGGAGGUGGGAUUUUACCUCAACGUGUUUACCGAAAUCGGCAGGUUGCAGUGGACUCAAAUCAGGAAGAACUGUCUCCUCAGUCAGUUGGAUUACAUUGCCACCUGCAGCCUGUUACUGAAGAACAGCGUAAUAACCAUGCCCCCGAAUUGACCAUUUCUGUGGUAGAACCUAUGGGACAAAUCUGGCCAAUAGGAAGCCCAGAAUAUUCCAGUGAUUCCUCUCAAAUUACUUCUUCAGAUCUCAGUGAUUUUCAAUCACCUCCCCCUACAGGGGGGACAGCUGCACCUUUUGGCUCUGACGUCUCAUUGCCCUUUAUUCGCCUGCCUCAGACAGUGUUACAAGAAUCCCCACUAUUCUUCUGUUUCCCCCAAGGAACCACAUCUCAGCAGGUCUUAUCUGCUUCAUAUUCUUCAGGAGGAUCUACACUCCAUCCACAGGCACAGGGGCAGAACCAGGGCCAGCCAUCAAGUAGUUUGGCUGGGGUUCUAUCUUCACAACCUAUCCAACAUCCUCAGCAGCAGGGAAUACAGCCAACUGUUCCUUCUCAACAGGCAGUACAGUAUUCACUUCCACAAGCAGCAUCUUCCAGUGAAGGUACUACUGCACAGCCAGUGAGUCAGCCUCAAGUGUCAGCUGGAACACAGCUUCCAGUUUCCCAGACAGUAGCAACUGUCCAAGGUGAACCUCACAUCCCAGUUUCAACACAACCCUCAGUUGUUCCAGUCCACUCUGGUGCUCAUUUCCUUCCUAUGGGACAGCCAAUCCCUACUUCUUUACUCCCACAGUAUCCUGUCUCUCAAAUUCCCAUAUCGACUCCUCAUGUGUCCACGGCGCAGACAGGUUUCUCAUCCGUUCCUAUAACAAUGGCUGCUGGCAUUAACCAGCCUCUGCUCACCUUGGCUUCAUCUGCUACAGCAUCUUCAAUCCCAGGGGGAUCACCUGUAGUUCCUAAUCAGCUUCCAACUCUUCUGCAGCCUGUGAAUCAGCUGCAGAGUCAGGUUCACCCACAGCUUCUACAGCCAACAACAGUUCAGUCCAUAGGAAUACCAGCUAACCUUGGACAAGCUGCUGAGGGUCCACUUCCCUCUGGAGAUGUUUUGUACCAGGGCUUCCCAUCUCGACUGCCACCACAAUACCCAGGAGAUUCAAAUAUUGCUCCCUCUUCCAACGUGGCUUCUGUUUGCAUCCAUUCUACAGUCCUAGCCCCUCCUUCUAUGCCGACAGAAGCAUUGGCCACCCAAGGUUACUUUCCUACAGUAGUGCAGCCUUAUGUGGAAUCAACUCCUUUGGUUCCUAUGGGCAGUGUAGGAGGCCAGGUUCAAGUGUCCCAACCAGCAGUGAGUUUAACGCAACAACCCCCAACUACAUCCUCCCAGCAAGCAGUUCUGGAGAGUACUCAGGGAGUCUCUCAGGCUGCUCCUCCAGAACAAACUCCAAUAACACAGUCACAACCUACUCAGCCUGUUCCAUUGGUUACCUCUGCAGACAGUGCACAUUCAGACGUUGCUUCUGGUAUGAGUGAUGGCAAUGAGAAUGCUCCAUCAUCCAGCGGGAGGCAUGAAGGGAGGACAACAAAACGGCAUUAUAGAAAAUCCGUAAGAAGUCGCUCUCGGCAUGAAAAGACUUCUCGCCCAAAACUGAGGAUUUUAAAUGUUUCAAAUAAAGGAGACCGAGUAGUAGAAUGUCAAUUAGAGACUCAUAAUCGGAAGAUGGUUACAUUUAAAUUUGACCUAGAUGGUGACAACCCUGAAGAGAUAGCAACAAUUAUGGUGAACAAUGACUUUAUUCUAGCAAUAGAGAGAGAGUCUUUUGUGGCUCAAGUGCGGGAAAUUAUUGAAAAGGCUGAUGAAAUGUUAAGUGAGGAUGUCAGUGUGGAGCCUGAGGGUGACCAGGGAUUGGAGAGUCUGCAAGGAAAGGAUGACUAUGGCUUCCCAGGUUCUCAGAAAUUAGAAGGAGAGUUCAAGCAACCAAUUGCUGUAUCUUCCAUGCCACAACAAAUAGGUGUUCCUACCAGUUCUUUAACGCAAGUUGUUCAUUCUGCUGGAAGACGGUUUAUAGUGAGUCCUGUACCUGAAAGUAGGUUACGAGAAUCAAAAGUUUUCACCAGUGACAUAUCAGAUCCAGUUGUGGCCUCUACAUCUCAGGCCCCUGGAAUGAACUUAUCUCACUCUGCUUCAUCCCUCAGUCUCCAGCAGGCUUUUUCUGAACUGAAACAUGGUCAGAUGACUGAAGGACCCAAUACAGCACCUCCAAAUUUUAAUCACAUGGCGGGACCAACAUUUUCUCCCUUUUUGGCUAGCAUUGCUGGUGUCCAAACUGUAGCAGCAUCCACACCGUCAGUAUCAGUCCCUAUAACAAGCAGUCCUCUUAAUGACAUUUCCACAUCAGUGAUGCAGUCUGAGACUGCACUGCCCACUGAAAAAGGCAUCGUGGGAGUUACCACUACCAGCACAGGUGUGGUAGCUUCAGGUGGUCUCACCACAAUGUCUGUGUCUGAGUCACCAACAUCUUCCAGUGCGGUUUCAAGUUCUACAGUACCUGCAGUUGUCACUGUGUCCACACCAUCCCAGCCAGUUCAGGCUUCCACAUCUGGGAGCAUUGCUUCAAGUACAGGCAGUUUUCCUCCUGGAACAUUUUCUACAACUACAGCUACUACAAUGGGUAGUGUGGUGGCCCCAGAUGCUAAGCCUCCAACUGUAUUAUUGCAACAGGUAGCAAGCAAUACUGCUGGGGUUGCCAUAGUGACAUCAGUCUCUACCACCACUCCAUUCCCAGGCAUGGCUUCACAGCCAUCCCUUCCACUUAGUAGCAGCACCUCUGCUCCUACUCUAGCUGAAACAAUGGUGGUUAGUGCACACUCACUAGACAAGGCAUCUCACAGUAGUACAGCAGGAUUGGGUUUGUCCUUUUGUGCGCCAUCCUCUUCCUCCUCCUCUGGAACAGCUGUGUCUACUUCUGUUUCUCAGCCUGGUAUGGUUCAUCCUUUGGUCAUCUCAUCAGCUGUAGUUUCUACACCUGGCCUCCCCCAACCAGUAGUACCUACUUCUACACCUUUAUUACCCCAAGUACCUAAUAUCCCACCCUUGGUACAACCUGUUGUUAAUGUGCCUGCUGUACAGCAAACACUCAUUCACAGUCAGCCUCAACCAGCUCUGCUUCCCAACCAGCCUCACACACACUGUCCUGAAAUGGAUGCUGAUACCCAAUCCAAAGCUCCUGGGAUUGAUGAUAUAAAGACUCUGGAGGAAAAGCUGAGAUCUCUCUUUAGUGAACACAGCUCAUCUGGAACUCAGCAUGCUUCUGUCUCCCUAGAGACACCUUUAGUAGUAGAGACGACUGUCACACCGGGCAUCACUACCACUGCUGUAGCACCAAGUAAACUCAUGACUUCCACUACAAGUACUUGCUUACCACCAACCAGUUUACCAUUAGGAGCAGCUGGCAUGCCAGUUAUGCCAGUAGGCACACCUGGGCAGGUUUCUACCCCAGGCACACACGCUUCAGCCCCAGUCGGCACUGCAACAGGAGUAAAACCUGGAACAACUCCCCCAAAGCCAACUAAGACUGUGGUGCCACCAGUGGGUACUGAACUUUCAGCCGGUACUGUACCCUGUGAGCAGCUGCCACCUUUUCCUGGACCUUCUCUAAUUCAGUCCCAGCAACCACUAGAAGAUCUUGAUGCUCAGUUGAGAAGAACACUUAGUCCAGAGACUAUUACAGUGGCACCUGCAGUUGGUCCUUUGUCUACGAUGUCUUCAACAACAGUUACAGAAGCAGGGACUCGGCUUCAAAAGGAUGGCACAGAAGGUCAUGUCACAGCAACUAGUUCAGGAGCUGGUGUUGUUAAGAUGGGGCGAUUUCAGGUUUCAGUUACAAUGGAUGAUGCCCAGAAAGAACGUAAAAAUAGGUCAGAAGAUACAAAGUCGGUUCAUUUUGAAUCUAGCACAUCAGAGUCAUCAGUUCUUUCAAGUAGUAGUCCAGAGAGUACCCUGGUAAAGCCAGAGCCUAAUGGAAUUAGUAUUUCUGGCAUCUCCUUAGAUGUCCCAGACAGCACCCACAAAGCACCUACCCCAGAAGCAAAGUCAGAUGCAGGACAGCCUACCAAGGUGGGACGUUUUCAGGUGACAACUACAGCCAACAAAGUGGGUCGUUUCUCUGUUUCAAGAACUGAGGACAAGGUCACAGAGCUCAAAAAAGAGGGACCAGUGACCUCUCCUCCUUUCAGAGAUUCAGAACAAACUGUUAUUCCUGCUGUGAUACCAAAGAAGGAGAAGCCUGAGCUGGCAGAACCUUCCCAUUUGAAUGGGCCAUCUUCAGACCUGGAGGCUGCCUUUCUAAGUAGGGGUACAGAGGAUGGCUCAGGUAGUCCACACUCUCCCCCUCACCUGUGUUCAAAGAGCCUUCCCGUCCAGAAUCUAAGUCAAAGCCUUAGUAAUUCAUUCAACUCCUCAUACAUGAGUAGUGACAAUGAGUCCGACAUUGAAGAUGAAGACUUAAGGUUAGAACUACGACGACUACGAGAAAAACAUCUUAAAGAGAUUCAGGACCUGCAGAGUCGCCAGAAGCAUGAAAUUGAAUCUUUGUAUACUAAACUGGGCAAGGUUCCCCCUGCUGUCAUUAUUCCCCCAGCUGCUCCUCUGUCGGGGAGAAGAAGGAGACCCACUAAAAGCAAAGGCAGCAAGUCUAGUCGCAGCAGCUCAUUGGGCAAUAAAAGCCCACAGCUUUCAGGCAACCUGUCUGGUCAGAGUGGAACUUCAGUCUUACACCCCCAACAGACCCUCCAUCCCGCAGGAAACACCCCCGAGACUGGGCACAACCAGCUGUUACAGCCUCUUAAGCCAUCUCCCUCCAGUGACAACCUCUAUUCAGCCUUUACCAGUGAUGGUGCCAUUUCAGUACCAAGCCUUUCUGCUCCAGGUCAAGGCUGUGCGAAGUUUAACUGUGCAUCUGAGCAGGUGACAUUCAAACCUGGUGGCAGGAGGACCCGAUUUCUGAGUACGCCCUGCUUGGCUCUUUGGAAGAUGGUGAAAAAAGUCUGUCCUUGCAACCAGCUCUGUAUGUGCCCUCCAGCUGAACCGAAAUCAGGGACCAGCAGCACAAAUACCGUUGGAGGAACAGUGAGUAGCCAGGCUGCCCAGGCUCAGCCUCCUGCUAUGACUUCCAGUAGGAAGGGCACAUUCACAGAUGACCUGCACAAGUUAGUAGACAACUGGGCCCGAGAUGCCAUGAAUCUUUCAGGCAGGAGAGGCAGCAAAGGACACAUGAAUUAUGAGGGCCCUGGAAUGGCAAGGAAGUUCUCUGCUCCUGGGCAGCUGUGUGUUCCCAUGACCUCAAACCUGGGUGGCUCUACCCCCAUCUCUGCAGCAUCUGCUACCUCUCUAGGUCACUUCACCAAAUCCAUGUGUCCCCCACAGCAGUAUGGUUUUCCACCUGCCCCAUUUGGCACUCAGUGGAGUGGAACAGGUGGUCCAGCACCGCAGCCACUUGGCCAGUUCCAACCUGUAGGAACAGCAUCCUUGCAAAAUUUCAACAUCAGCAAUUUGCAGAAGUCCAUCAGCAACCCCCCAGGUUCCAAUCUACGGACCACCUAGUCAGCAGCAAGGAUGUUAACUGAGUAGAUUUGGGGGCAGGAAAUGGAAUGCUGGGGGGGUGGGGGGGUGGGGAAGUAGCCUAUAUACUAACUACUAGUGCUGCAUUUAACUGGUUAUUUCUUGCCAGAAGGGAAUGUUUUUAAUACCAUUUUGAGCCCUCAGAAUGGAGAACCACCCUCCUUCUCCGUUUGUUGGAGUUAAAAAAGAAGGAAUGAACAGCUUUCUGGUGGAGGGGCUGCUUGAGACUGCUUUUCUGUUUUUGUACCCCUCAGUAAGGCCUAGAACUAGAAGAGAACCUUGUUACCAGAAAGCCCCAAGAGCUCAAUGUAAGCCAAACCCGAUCUGUAUCUGUAAGUGGGCAGAGCUCUUUAAUUUUGACAUGUGUCCCAAAUUCCUUAUUCCCUCAACAAUGCACACCUUAAGACAAAGGUUCUCUCCCACUCUGAUCCCUACCCCCACUUUUUCCCCCCCUUUUACAACCUAGUGAAAAAUACCAGGGGACUGGGGUUGCAACCCUUUCUUACAUAGGUCAUUAAUGCUUUAAGCAAAAGAUAUUAGCAGCUUUGACUGCAGCAUUAGCAAUUAGGGAAAACAAUAACGUUCCCUGCGGACAUGUAACUUUGCCAUCAGUUUUGAUGUGGAAACACUGUGAUAUAUAAAUGUUGUUGGACAACAUUAGUUUUAAGAGAAAAAUUUGAAAGGUUUAAAAGGUUCACACACACACAAAAGCUAGCUCUGUCCUUUACUUAUUAAGACACUUUAACUUUUUCCUUUGUAUUUCCAUUGUAUUAGAUAAAUAAAUGUGAAUGUAAAAUUGUAUAAAUUACUGUACUUGAAUACUUCUGUUCUCCCAGUAUUGCUUGCUGGAUAUUUUAGUGCCUUGGACUUCUAUUGCUUCUGCUGUUAGCAUCAACUUACCAGACCCCAGGUCACCAAAGGGUAUGUGGAAAGAAAUCUUAGGUCCACAUGACCCCAGCAGUGGAUAUGCCAAAGGGAAAAUGAAAGUGUUUUUGGUUUUGGUUUGGUUUAUUAUUUUGUUUUGUUUUGUUUUGUUUUCUCAGUCGUUUCAAUUUUGCCUAGAGCAGGUGUAAGGUGAGCACAGUGAAGUUGGCAUCAGUGGUUGAAAACAAAGUUCUGUUUCAGAAAGAAUGAGGAGGGUUGUGAGCUGUGUGUGAAAGAUAAGGACUGAAGAUGUGGGGACAAGCUUGUUUGAAGUGAUGCUUGGCCAGUGAACAAACGAGAUCUAGAAGAGAUUAAACAAAAAGAGGGGAGUGGGCUAGAUUUUAAGUUGGGAAGGAUGACAGUGCCAAGUCACAGAUGGAAAAUGUUGCUCUAAGGAAACCUGCUCGGUUGCCCCCACCUCUUGUUGCACAAGUACCACCACACUUUCUCUGCUUUAAGUACUGUAUUGUGGGAAUUCAACCCACUUCUAACUUUCUAAGCAUUGUAGGAAAAAGUGCUUAUUUCCUUUCCUAGCUGUCCAAAUGGUUGCACAGUCAGAAUCUAUUGUGCUGCCUGUACUUCUAUAUUAGAGCUAAUACUCUCACAUUUUCAUACCCAUAUCCCCAAAUAACAGCAACCAACCAGUAUUAUCUGAUUUUCUGGCAAUAGGGACCUAAUUGGCUGUUUGGGAUCUGAAUAUUCUGGAAAAGUGGAAAAAGUAGAACUCAUUUCUUGGGUGCUUCCUCCUUCACCUUGAGUUGGGAACUGACACAUUUCCAACUUUAUGACACAUCCCAGGAGUUGCCACACUAGCAAGGCUUCUUCCUGUAAGAGUCUUGUUCUUUUUAAGUUGGUCGAGGCCCAAAGAUACAAGUGAGAGCUGAAAGUUUCAGGAGAGGGAAGUGUAAUGAGCAGGGCUUUUGUUUCAGGUCGUGCUACCAAAGUGUUGACUCAUUUAUUCCUUUUGGGAGCGGUAAGAGGUACUGUGGGAGUGAAGCAGGUUACAGGAUGACUGAGUGCUUCAUACCAGCAGUAGAGGGAGCCAAAUGCAGCAUGUGGUGUUUGGUUUAGUCAUUCUGAGUGAGGUCUGUUCCCCCUUCACAGAGGUUUACUUACUGUUGGUUUCCCCCUCCUGUGGAUGAAAUAACUGAAGCCUAGAGAAACGAGCUAGUGCUACUGAACUGUUUAAAUUAUUUUUGUGUUAAUAGUACACUUUGAGUAUCUUUCCACAUUUAAAAAGAACUUUCCGAAUUAUAAAUGUUUUCCUUACGUUAUUUAACAAUGUACACUGUUUAAAACUGAAUUCAAACCUUGGGGUUUCUCAGCAGCCGUUACCUGUACAUUUGCACUAACUCCGGGGGCUGCGCUUCUGUAAGAUUGCGCUUUGUGCUUCAGUUUGUUACCUUUGUAGACUUAUUUAAUGAAACCAUUCAAAUAAACCAAACUUGCUUUUGUUGAA
Messenger RNA from Mus musculus (house mouse), 12135 nucleotides. It is a transcript of the gene Wnk1, whose product is annotated as WNK lysine deficient protein kinase 1. Gene Ontology annotation, cellular component: mitotic spindle; cytoplasm; cytosol. The transcript is spliced from 34 exons. The record is from RefSeq and is a predicted model, not a curated record. Bases 945 to 9734 code for a protein of 2929 amino acids. Gene Ontology annotation, biological process: negative regulation of protein ubiquitination; regulation of mRNA export from nucleus; positive regulation of canonical Wnt signaling pathway. NCBI's taxonomy places the organism in Eukaryota, Metazoa, Chordata, Mammalia, Rodentia, Muridae. Gene Ontology annotation, molecular function: protein kinase activator activity; molecular condensate scaffold activity; protein kinase activity.